UUCUCGGCGGCGGUGGGUGCGAUGGAUUCGGGAUCCUCGAAGCCCGAGGAGGUGGCCGCCUACCAGAGCAUCGAGGCCAUGCUUUCCGCGCUCCUCGACGACCCCAUUCUCGCGGACGUCCCCUGGAAGCCCUCCCUUGCCGACGUCGACACGCUGAUUAACCUCGAGCUCGGCAGCGCCAUGGGGGUGACCGUCGUCAAGCUGGACAACACCUCGUUUGAUGUUGCGGUGUUGAACUCUGCCACGGUCAAGGAUCUGAAGUUGGCUAUCAGGAAGAAGAUAAAUGAGAUCGAACAAGAACAGAUGGGCCAUCGUCAUAUCUCAUGGUAA
This is a messenger RNA of Phragmites australis (common reed), 330 nucleotides long. Its product is annotated as U11/U12 small nuclear ribonucleoprotein 25 kDa protein-like. The record is from RefSeq and is a predicted model, not a curated record. Gene Ontology annotation, biological process: mRNA splicing, via spliceosome. The coding region runs from base 22 to 330 and encodes 102 amino acids. Gene Ontology annotation, cellular component: U12-type spliceosomal complex. The transcript has 2 exons. NCBI's taxonomy places the organism in Eukaryota, Viridiplantae, Streptophyta, Magnoliopsida, Poales, Poaceae.